Messenger RNA from Naegleria fowleri, 1488 nucleotides. RefSeq lists its product as uncharacterized. NCBI's taxonomy places the organism in Eukaryota, Heterolobosea, Eutetramitea, Acrasida, Naegleriidae. The record is from RefSeq and is a predicted model, not a curated record. Bases 1 to 1488 code for a protein of 495 amino acids. The transcript is spliced from 2 exons.
AUGACAGAGCAUAGUCAUCCGAGUACUGCUGAUCAGUCAGCUCAUCCUCCUAGUCAUCCCUCUGGAUCCUUCUCCAAGAAGAAGGCUCCAACUGUUUCGGGCAACAACGCAAUCCAUCCAAAAGCCAAUGUUUACAAAAAAAGAGGCCUGUACUCCAGCAAUUCGGUGGUUCCGGUGAGUGACUCCUUUGAUGAUGUUAACUCUUCACAAUUCAAAGAAGGCACCUUUGGGAAUGAACAAGAUCAUUCCUUUUUCGAGGACAAGAUUCAACAAUUUUUCAUGUUCAUCAAUGCGUUGAAAUUGGAACGUUCCAUUCAUCCUCUGUUGUGUUUGAGUCUUCAUUUGAUGAUGAUUUAUCAAACACUUUCAUUGGGAAUUUCCGUUGACGAUGGUUGGGGCGAAUAUGGAAGAUAUAUUGUGCAUGCUCUUGUUGCUCCGAGAACGUUUGGGUUUCAAUUUUUGCCAUAUAAUGGUUUUGUUGCAUUGUUCGCAAUUAUGUGCUUGGUUGAAUGUAUCGGAAUGAUCAUCAUCUUCUUCACUUAUCGAUCUCUAAUUUAUGGUAGCAAAUAUUGGAAAAAAAUUCGAACUGCUGGUAGAAGUGUUUUUGCCAUCAUGACAUUCCUUUCAUUGCCAAUGACAUUUGCUUUAAUGCAAGGAUUUUGGGGCUGUGAUUAUUCAAAAACAGUUGAAAUUCAGAAAGGUGUCCAAAUAUUUGUACUUUCCAGCUUUCCAACUGAAGCAUGUUGGGGAACCAUGAAUGCCGUUUUUUCCAUUCUUUCUCUUAUAUUGGUGCUCAUUCAAGUGGUGAUCACAAUGGGAACCGUCAUGAUUUUUUGUGACACUUUCAUUACAUCUAAAGCAAAAUUCUUAUUAUUGGAUCCAUUUCUCAUUUCAUAUGUGAUUGGCUCGAAUCAGCUUUAUUUAAUCAUCUCCAUCGUGACACCAAAAUUUGUUAGCUUUUUAAGGCCCAUUUAUUUUGCAAUAUUUUCUCUUGGAUUUGUAAUCCUUUUAUUCCGUAAUUUACCAUUUGUGAGAAGAAGAGCCAAUUCUGUGUAUGGUGGUGUUGGGUUUGCGAGAAUUGGAGUUGCUGUUGCGUCGUUAAUUGCCUCACUGGUAAAUGCUAGCGAUUCAUGGGAUCUUGGGCUUGGACUUGCAUUUUGCCCUCCUGUACUAGCCUUGAUAGGCUUUGUUAUUGGAUUUUUGGUGACAGAUUUCUACACGAAAUAUCUUUUCAACAGAGGUCAUGAAAUGGUAAAGCUUGCCCUCACACACGACACACGAAUUCAUAAUCGAGACUUUAAAGCAGUGUGUGCCUUUCUGCAAUUUUCAAUGAAAGGUAUUAAUGAACACAAACGAUUGGUUUCAGAUUUUAUUGAAACAUCUCAACAUGCAGAUUGGCUAGAUGCUCAUAUGAAAGUUCUUUUUUCUCUUUUUUUUGAAAGAUGUUUCACAUUCUCCUCAUUACUUCAUUUCUCUACAACUUCUUAA